GGCUCGCGGGGAUUUAGUGCCGUGCCGUGCCGUGCUCUCUGGACCCGGAGCCUCCGCGAGGAAAUGGGACUCUCUGCAUCUAUGGUUACAUGAACGUCAGCGCUGCAGGCCCGAUGCCGGUGAUGGAGGAGCUAGUCAGUGAGAGCGACAGCAUGCUGAAGCGGAUCGCUCUGAUCUGCUUCCUGUCUCUGGUCAUGCUGAUGAGCAUCCUGGGAAACCUGCUGGUGAUGGUGGCCGUGUGCAAGGACCGGCAACUCAGGAAAAUCAAGACCAACUACUUCAUCGUGUCCCUGGCGUUCGCCGACCUGCUGGUGUCGGUGCUGGUGAUGCCGUUCGGCGCCAUCGAGCUGGUGCACCAGCACUGGAUCUACGGAGAGACCUUCUGCCUGGUGCGCACCUCGCUGGACGUGCUGCUCACCACCGCCUCCAUCAUGCACCUGUGCUGCAUCGCCCUGGACAGGUACUACGCUAUCUGCUGCCAGCCGCUGGUGUACCAGAACAAGAUGACGCCCAUGCGCGUGGCUCUGAUGAUCGGCAGCUGCUGGGUGAUUCCCGCCUUCAUCUCCUUCCUGCCCAUCAUGCAGGGCUGGAACAGCAUCGGCAUCGACCACCUGAUCGAAGAGCGUCGCCACAGCGACGGCACCAACUCCACGUCCUGCGUCUUCAUGGUGAACAAGCCGUACGCCCUCACCUGCUCCGUGGUGGCCUUCUACAUCCCGCUGGUCCUCAUGGUGCUGGCCUACCAGAGGAUCUACGUCACGGCCCGCGCCCACGCCCUGCAGAUCAGCAUGCUGAAGCGGGCGGGCGGAGCCGGCACGGACUCCGCCGACAACCAGCGCAACCACCGCAUGCGGACCGAGACCAAGGCGGCGAAGACCCUGUGCAUCAUCAUGGGUUGCUUCUGCCUGUGCUGGGCGCCGUUCUUCAUCACCAACGUGGUGGACCCCUUUAUAGACUACACGGUGCCGGACAAGCUGUGGGCCGCCUGCCUGUGGCUGGGCUACAUCAACUCCAUGCUGAACCCCAUCCUCUACGCCUUCCUCAACAAGUCCUUCCGCCGUGCCUUCCUCAUCAUCCUGUGCUGCGGGAAGAAGAGGUACCGCCGGUCGUCCAUCCUGGGGUCCGGCGCCCCCUGCACCGCCACGCAGAUCAACGGCUCCACACACGUGCUCAAGUAA
Pseudoliparis swirei is the source of this 1178-nucleotide messenger RNA. It is a transcript of the gene htr4, whose product is annotated as 5-hydroxytryptamine receptor 4. Bases 90 to 1178 code for a protein of 362 amino acids. NCBI's taxonomy places the organism in Eukaryota, Metazoa, Chordata, Actinopteri, Perciformes, Liparidae. Gene Ontology annotation, biological process: regulation of appetite; chemical synaptic transmission; adenylate cyclase-activating adrenergic receptor signaling pathway. Gene Ontology annotation, cellular component: plasma membrane. The transcript is spliced from 6 exons. Gene Ontology annotation, molecular function: G protein-coupled serotonin receptor activity. The record is from RefSeq and is a predicted model, not a curated record.